GCGACGGCUGAGGAGACAGACGCCCCGCUGCCGUGCGGCGGCAGGUUUAGGAGCCGAUUCCCCUGUUCACUGCGUCACUUUCUGCCCCGUCGUUGGGUGAAGCAGUAAUGCGAUAUGGCAGCUUGCUUUCAGCUUUACAAGAAGAGUACCCUUCCUCCUCUCCUUGAUAAUUACCUACCAGUUCAUCGCAGGAAUCAGAACAGCGAAAGCCAAGAAAAAAUAGAAACAGACAAGAAAAAGCAAAUGAGAAAUAACAAACAGGUUUUAAGUGAUGAGGAGAAAGAUGAAAUUAUCAAGCAAGCUCUUGAAGAACAGCAUCAUCUUGAAACCUUCAAGAACCUAUAUAGACUGAGACAUGGCUUGUGUGAACACUACAGAACACUGCUGAAUGAGAAAGUUCAAAAGCAACGAAUUCAGAUCAAAAUGUCUAAUUUCAGAGUCCAACAACGUAUUAAGCACAAAGAAAAAAAGUAUAUCCCCAGUCAUAAAGUGCCCUUCUGCAAAUUGUCUCAUGAUACCAAAUACCUUGAGACCAUUCCACAAUCAAGUAGUUAUCUGAUUAUUGGGUUGCAGAAUGAAUUAGCUAAGCUUGGAAUGUUAAGGAAUCAAGAAGAUUAUGAAAACUUUUGGAAUUUCGCUCAAAAGGGUGUUCUUGAGUCAAAGCUCAAAGAAAUGCUUCCAGAAAUAAAAGCAAAGAUGUUUGCUGUUAAGCACUCACCUCUCUCUACUUCCACAAGAACCAAUGCCGUAAAACAUCAUAACGGUUUUGCAAGCAUCAACAGGCUGAAAAAAAGCACAACACCAUCUCUACUGCAGUCCGGAGCUUCCUCCCAGUUUCCAACUCAUCAUAUGAGCAAACAGAUGACAACCCAGACAGAAACUAAGGAAAUGUUUUCCGAGAGCAAAACAUUCAAAAGAAACAGAAGAGCUGAACAGCAUCUUCAUUACUUGCACCACAUGUAUUAUUUUUCCCUUGUUAACAUGGCAUCAUCCAAGAGGCUGCUAGAGAAAAAUGGUCAGUUUUCAGAUGUCAGAACAAAGCAGACUGUCUACGAUCUGCAUGAACAAUCGGGGAUGAAUCGCAACAUAAAGACAAUGGAAGAGAACACAUGUCCAUCUUUAGUAGGCAGGAAGCAGCAGGAGAUGUAUUCUAAGGGCUUCUCCAAAAUGUUCAGAGGCUCAAAGGAAAAGAAAAGGAUGUCAAAGCAACAUAAAAAUAAAGAUGUUGGUGAAAGAGCUGAAGAUCAAAAAUGCAACAUCACUACCUUUACUCAACAAGAAGUGAUGCCUGUGCCUUUAACUCUGGAAGAUGCUGCUCUCUACCAUCCUAUUAUGGAAGUUAAGCAUGCUGUCACCUGUUGGGAAAACUAUGCUGAUAAUGACUAUCUUCAACAGUGAACAACAUAUUACGUAUGAUUGGAACUAAUGGAGCAGUUUCACAGUUGACUGUCAUUAGAGUUGCCUCUGAAUUGUUAAAAACAAUCAUAGUGUAUUAUCUUUUUAUUUGGUUUACAUAAAAUAGUGAGCAAGUUUCCCAGAAUUUCAGCAGACUGGAUAUUCCAAAUGUUAAAAGAGUUGAGGAAAAGAAAAAUAUUCCUGUUCUUGAUAAGCAGUACUAGGAGUUAUGAUAUUUUGGUUGACCCUAAUAAAAGGUAUUAUAGUUGUAAUACAAUAAAAACUUUUGUUUUCUCAACAAGAGGGUAUAAUUUUUGCCCUGAUUAAUAUCUUCUAUGGCAU
Molecule: messenger RNA, 1737 nt
Organism: Sphaerodactylus townsendi
Lineage: Eukaryota; Metazoa; Chordata; Lepidosauria; Squamata; Sphaerodactylidae
Exons: 13
Coding region: 115-1398 (427 amino acids)
Source: RefSeq, a predicted model, not a curated record